CGGCGGCGCAGGCGCACAGCGCCACGGACACGCACACGCAGCCAGCUCCACGCACACACGGAUGUGCACACCCCCCUUGCACGGCGGGGGGAGGGGGGCAUGCACACCCCCCCCACACACACACCCCCCCCCCAGACACAGCGUGCGCACACGGGCAUGCACACGCACCCCCACACGUGCCCACACGCCGCUGGGAGUGGGGAGGCCCCACGCCCACCCGGGGUCCCCCCCAGCUGGGGCCCAGUGUGGGGUUCCCACAGCAUUCGUGCCGGGGGGGUGGCUGUGCCGGGGGGGAGCGGUCCCCAGGGCCAUGUCCAGCACCUCCGCUCACUUCCCCUUUGCCAGGCCUGGCCCCGGCUGGGACGGUGGCACGCGGGGACACCCCACUUUGGGCCGGGGGGUGUAACCUCCCCCCAGCCCCCCCACCCGCGGCAAGUGGGGCAGCCCUCAGCACCACGCACAGGAUAUGGUCCAUCCCAUUUCCCUGCACUGGGGGCAAAGUCUGCAGCACCCCACGGGGCCCGAUCCGGCACCGGUAGCUCCCCUGCACCCCCAGAUCCCCAUCCUGACACCCCAGCAGGGUGCCCGGCCAAACCCCAGGGGGGUGGGGGGGGGGGGCCCAGCCGGAUCAGCCCCAGGGCUGCGCAGCUGCAGCACAUCUGGCGAGGGCGGGUCGGCAGCAGGGCCGGACGCACAUCAGGAGGGGGGGGGGCAGUGCCGGGCCCCCCGCAGCCCCCCAGCUGGGACACGGACCCCCGGCCAAAAGCAAGAGUGGGGGCCUCCCAAAUACUGCAAGACCUACACAAACAGGGCACCCACCGGGCUGUUGGGGGGGGGGGCAGACAGGGUGCCCCCACCCCCUGCGUCCUCCCAGGAUCCCACCCCAGUGGGGAAGGCCAAGGGGAAACUGAGGCACAGUUCAGCUGGCUGCCAUCAGCCCCAGGGCACCCUCCAGCCCUGCCCGGUCCCCAAAAGGGGGGACACGGGACAGGCGCCCCCCCCCAGCUCGUUCCCACAACACCGUGCGGCGGGAAUGGCCCCAGAGCCAGCGCGGGGGAGGGGCCCCACCCACCGCCACCCAGUCGCUGAACUGGUCCCACUGGGUCCCACCGCCGUCGGGGCGGCUCCGGCGGGGGACAGCGCCCGGGGCCGGCCCUGCCCGGGCCUGCACCGUCCCCCGGGGCCAGGGAGGGGGGGGAGCGGGGAUGGGGGGGGUGCCCUGCCACGCCCCGACCCACGGGAGCCUCCCCGACGGCGGGUGCCGCGGGGCACCCAUGCCGGCACGGCGCGGGAACGGGCAAGGGCACCCAUCCACAGCGGUGCCGGGCGUGGGGAAGGAGGUGGGGAGGGGGGGGGGGGGGGUCUGGCUGCCUCCCCACGGCACCCAGCGAGCGUCCGGGGAAACUGAGGCACGCCACGACAGGAGCCCACCUCCAGCGGCUCCCAGCUGCCGGCGCGGCAGGGCGGUGAUUACCGGGGCCGUGAUGGACGACCCUGUCAGGGGGAAAUGGAAUCAGGAGCAGACGCGAUGAUUGCCUUCAUCGCCUCCCCCACGGGCGGCCCCCGCGCCGCCGGCGAACAAAGAGCCGCCGCGGGGACGCAGCGCAACCCCGGCCCCCCCGGCCCCGCCGAGCCCCCCAUCUCCCAGCCCGGCGGCGGUGGGUGCCGGGGACGGUGACAGCCGACUAAGCAGGGCCAGCUGGGCCGUUAACAGCCGGGGUAUAAACACGGCCAUUAACGAAGGCGGCCACACAGCAGCAAUUAACUGACACACACCCCGCCGAGCGCCACUGCCCGCUCCGUGCCUCAGUUUCCCCAGCGGCAGCGCUAACGGGGAUACACGGGGAGAAGCGCCCCGCGCUCGUUUCCCACCGGGCAGGAAGCCCGUGCCCCCCAAACAGAGCACCCCACGGGUGGGUUGCUGUGGGGGCUGGGGGUAAGGAGACACCCCCCAAACCCCCCCACACAUCCCCCACCAGUGCCGGUGCUGGAGCAGCAGCCUGGGGACAACACUAAAGUCCCACACUGGGGACAGGCGCUGGCACAGAGGGGUCCCCGCACACACACCCCCCCAAGUGCUGGGGGUCGUGUGUGUGUCCCCCCCACCCCAUGGGG
Molecule: messenger RNA, 2115 nt
Organism: Tyto alba (common barn owl)
Lineage: Eukaryota; Metazoa; Chordata; Aves; Strigiformes; Tytonidae
Product: translation initiation factor IF-2-like
Exons: 2
Coding region: 467-1408 (313 amino acids)
Source: RefSeq, a predicted model, not a curated record